Molecule: messenger RNA, 1629 nt
Organism: Lachancea fermentati
Lineage: Eukaryota; Fungi; Ascomycota; Saccharomycetes; Saccharomycetales; Saccharomycetaceae
Source: the annotation of a GenBank genome assembly
AUGAGUACUGAUUUCGAUCGGAUAUACCUGAAUCAAUCAAAGUCUAACGGACGUUUUCGCAUUGCUGAUUCCGGUCUUGGUUGGAAAGUGUCUAGCAGCGGAGGAUCGUCCGCCAAUCAGCAAAAAGCACCUUUACUUCUCCCUGCCACAGAAUUAGUAUCUGUGCAAUGGAGCAGAGGAUGUCGCGGGUAUGAAUUGAAAAUCAAUACAAAAAAUCAGGGCGUUAUUCAAUUAGAUGGCUUUACUCAGGAAGACUACAACCUAAUUAAGAAUGACUUCCAAAGGAGAUUCUCAGUCCAAGUUGAGCAAAAAGAACACUCUAUGCGUGGCUGGAACUGGGGUAAAGCAGAUAUGGCUAGAAAUGAAAUGGUCUUCUCUCUGAACGGUAAGCCUACCUUUGAGAUUCCGUAUGCUCAUAUAAGCAAUACUAAUUUGACCUCUAAGACAGAAGUAGCGAUUGAGUUUGAUUUACAGGAGGAUAACUAUGAACCAGCUGGUGAUGAAAUGGUAGAAAUGAGAUUCUACGUGCCAGGGACAACCAUCGAGAAUGAGGAUGAAGACGCCGAAAAGGGCGAAGCUGGAGAAACGGGAGACUCUGAAACAGCAGCAAAGGGAGGAAAAACUGUUGCUGAGGCCUUUUAUGAGGAAUUAAAAGAAAAGGCUGAUAUUGGUGAAGUUUCUGGUGAUGCUAUAGUCUCUUUUCAAGAUGUAUUUUUCACCACUCCAAGAGGACGUUACGAUAUUGAUAUCUACAAAAAUUCCAUUAGGCUUCGGGGUAAAACAUACGAGUAUAAAUUGCAACACCGUCAAAUACAAAGAAUUUUCUCUUUGCCGAAAGCGGAUGAUAUUCAUCACUUGAUGGUGUUGUCGAUAGAACCUCCGUUGCGCCAGGGUCAAACAUCUUAUCCAUUCUUGGUUAUUCAGUUUCAAAAGGAUGAGGAAACCGAAGUACAACUCAAUGUCGAAGAUGAAGAAUUUGAAACCCUUUACAAAGACAAAUUGAUGAAGCAAUAUGAUGCUAAAACUCAUAUUGUACUAAGUCAUGUAUUGAAGGGUUUGACGGGACGCAGAGUUAUUGUCCCCGGUCAAUACAAAUCCAAGUAUGACCAAUGCGCUGUUUCAUGCUCAUUCAAGGCAAAUGAGGGCUAUCUAUAUCCUCUUGACAACGCGUUCCUUUUCUUGACGAAGCCGACCUUAUACAUGCCAUUCAGUGAUGUCAGCGCCAUCAAUAUAUCAAGAGCUGGCCAAACUACCACAUCAGCAAGAACUUUCGAUCUUGAGGUUGUAUUACGCUCGAACAGAGGCUCCACAACUUUUGCAAAUAUCUCUAAAGAAGAGCAGCAGCUUUUGGAAAAUUUCUUGAAGUCUAAAAACCUGCGAGUCAAGAAUGAAGAGAAAGAGGCUCAACAAAGACUUCAAACUGCCUUAGGAUCUGACAGUGAUGAUGAAGAUGUCAACAUGGGUUCCGCAGGAGAAGAUGAUGAAUCCGUUGAUGAAGACUUCAAAGACAGCUCUGCUGAAGAUGACGAUGAUAUAGCGGAAGAAUAUGACUCAGAUGCCAGUGUGAGUAACACUGAUGGAGAAGGGGAUGAGGACGGAAGACCCUCCAAGAAAAUGAAGGUUGAAUAG